This is a messenger RNA of Callorhinchus milii (elephant shark), 2344 nucleotides long. It is a transcript of the gene mccc1, whose product is annotated as methylcrotonyl-CoA carboxylase subunit. Lineage: Eukaryota; Metazoa; Chordata; Chondrichthyes; Chimaeriformes; Callorhinchidae. Gene Ontology annotation, molecular function: metal ion binding; ATP binding; methylcrotonoyl-CoA carboxylase activity. Gene Ontology annotation, cellular component: mitochondrion. The record is from RefSeq and is a predicted model, not a curated record.
CCGCUCGCGGCUCCGGCACCGAUGGCGGCGGCGCUGGGGAGGGCGCGGGCCGCCCGCGGGCUGAGGAGGGCGCUAGAGCAGCAUUGGCUAUGGACGCUGGGAAUUGUAAGAUACGCCUCAACAGGCAAUGGCAGGAUCGAGAAAGUUCUGAUUGCAAAUCGGGGAGAGAUUGCCUGCCGGGUGAUGCGCACGGCGAAGCGGAUGGGUGUGCGCUCCGUAGCAGUUUACAGCGAAGCAGACAAAAACUCCAUGCAUGUGGCAAUGGCGGAUGAGGCUUAUCACAUAGGACCAGCGGCUUCCCAGCAGAGUUACCUGAACAUGGAGAAGAUAAUCCAGGUGGCCAAAUCAGCAGCGGUCCAGGCCAUCCAUCCAGGCUAUGGUUUCCUUUCAGAAAACACAGAAUUUGCAGAGUGGUGUAAAAAGGAGAACAUCAUCUUCAUUGGACCCCCUUCAUCAGCUAUAAGAGACAUGGGUAUCAAGAGUACGUCAAAGUCUAUAAUGUCAGCUGCUGGUGUGCCUAUAAUUGAAGGUUACCAUGGAGAAGAGCAGUCUGAUCAACGUUUAAUGGAGGAAGCCAAAAUAAUUGGGUUUCCUGUGAUGGUCAAGGCGGUUCGAGGUGGAGGUGGGAAGGGGAUGCGUAUUGCUCGCUCAGAGGCUGAAUUUUUCGACCAGCUGGAAUCUGCACGAAGGGAAGCGAGGAAGUCCUUCAAUGAUGAUGUUAUGCUAAUAGAAAAGUUUGUGGACCGCCCAAGACAUGUGGAAGUGCAAGUGUUUGGUGACCACUAUGGAAAUGCCGUUUAUUUGUUCGAGAGAGACUGCAGUGUGCAAAGGAGACAUCAGAAAAUCAUUGAGGAAGCUCCUGGGCCUGGAAUCAGUGCUGAGGUGAGAAGAUUGGGAGAAGCUGCUGUCCGGGCGGCCAAAGCUGUUAGUUAUGUAGGAGCUGGGACGGUUGAAUUUAUCAUGGAUGCUAAGGAUAAUUUCUAUUUCAUGGAAAUGAACACCAGACUGCAGGUGGAGCACCCAGUGACUGAGAUGGUAACAGGAACUGACCUUGUGGAAUGGCAGCUGCGGGUGGCUGCUGGCGAGAAGCUACCCUUGAUGCAGGACGAGCUCUCUGUGCAGGGCCAUGCUUUCGAAGCCAGGAUUUACGCCGAGGAUCCAGACACUGACUUCAUGCCGGGCGCAGGGCCUCUACUUCACCUCUCCACACCUGCACCGGACACAUUUACAAGAAUUGAGACUGGAGUCAGGCAAGGUGAUGAUGUCUCUGUGCACUAUGACCCUAUGAUCGCGAAGCUGGUAGUUUGGGGUGAGGACCGCACGGCAGCACUGAGCAAAUUGAAGUAUUGCUUGCGUCAGUACAACAUUGUAGGUCUAAGCACCAACGUCGAUUUCUUGCUUAGCCUGGCCACACACCCUGAAUUUGAGGCUGGAAAUGUGCACACUGACUUCAUCCCGCAACACUGCAAUGACCUGUUCCCAGCAAAGAAACCCCUCAGCAGAGAGGUCCUGUGCCAGGCAGCUCUCGGUCACAUAUUGCAGGAACGGACUCAAACCAACACGUUCAGAGCACAGUCACACGAUCCUUUUUCUCCAUUCGCCAGCAGCAAUGGGAGGAGGUUAAAUGUUGUGUACAUCAGAAACCUAACACUACAAGAUGGAGAGAACAAAGUGGAUGUGGCUGUUGAAUAUAACCAUGAUGGAACCUAUAAUGUGCAGAUUGAUGGACAGGUGUUCCACGUGUUUGGGGAACUGAUCCAGGAGCCACAUGCCACGUAUCUGAGCUGCUCUAUCAAUGGAAUGGUUUCCAGGCCCAAGUUAGUUAUCACAGAUAACAGUCUUCAUCUGUUUUCAAAGGAGGGAAGUGCCCAGGUUAAUAGCCCUGUGGCCAAGUAUUUGACCGGAAUCGAUACCUUUGUCUCUCAGGGAGGAGCAGUGGCACCAAUGACAGGAACUAUUGAAAAGGUGUUUGUUAAGGAGGGUGACCUGGUGCAGAUUGGGGAUCCUCUGAUGGUGAUGAUAGCCAUGAAAAUGGAGCACACCAUCCGAGCUCCAAAAGCAGGCGUAAUUGAAAAGGUUCUGUUCAAAGAGGGAUCGCAAGCAAACAGGCAUGCUGCAUUGGUAACGUUUGUAGAGGAAGAGGAUUCGAAAUGAGUUUGGCUGCCUUAAUCUGCCUUAAUCUGCUUUAGGAACUAGCGUUGUCGUGAUUCCCCUCCGAUGAUCACUGAGUGAAGUUACACGCUCCUAACUCCACAACUUGAAUGGACUGUAUAUUAAAAUGAAGAGUUUUAUAUCCAUACUUUUAAUGAGCCUGAAAACCCAACAAUAAAUAAUUAUGUAUUAA